Molecule: messenger RNA, 234 nt
Organism: Dentiscutata erythropus
Lineage: Eukaryota; Fungi; Glomeromycota; Glomeromycetes; Diversisporales; Gigasporaceae
Source: the annotation of a GenBank genome assembly
AUGUCAGCAGCUCAGAAACAGGGAAUUGCCCAGCAUUACGCUAAAGAAGUUAUUACAGCUUCUAACAUAGACGAAACGAAGAAAACAACCAUAUUAUGGAUACACAUAGCUGCUAUCUACGAAAUCUGUUGGUGGGUACUCACAAACGAAGUGAGGAAGGAAGGAAAUUCCGGAUCCGAUACUACCAUUAAAAGUCGGUUGGGGAAAGAAAUAAAAGUGUUACGAACUUGGUGA